CGGUGUGACGUAAAUUACAAACGAAGACGUAAAUUUCCCAAAACUGGACGUAUUUAUUACGUAAACAAAAACACCAAAAUAUUACGUAAUAUACUUACGUUAUCUUUCGGUCGCAAUAACGUCAUGUUUUUAUGUGAUAAAAUAAAUUCUAAAACUUCUGAUUAUUGUAUCAAAAUUCAAAAUUCGUGAAAAUAAAUUGAUUUGAUUCAAAUCUAAUGACACGAAAGAGUAAGUACAAGAAACAAUACCUGAAAACGGCAACAUCUUACACGCGCAUUGAAGCAAGCUGGCAUCGUGGCACCUUUUACGCAUUCGCGCCAUUCCAAUGUAAUGUUAGGUUAGGGUGUUGAUGUGAAUCACGUUUUAUUGCGGUAAUCAUAAUUAGAUUGCAAAGGUAAAUGUAAAAUAUUUGAUAAGUAUGUUAGUUAAUUAAUUUACGUACAAUAUGACCAUUUGCCUCGAUUAUUAUUUGCAGGGCGAAAUGUUUUCAUUAGUGGAAUUUGCAGAGGAGUCUGGAGGAGGCUUGGCCAUUAUUCGGACAGAGUGGUUUACCCCUCGCAAACAAGAAGCGUUUUGGCCACCUACUAAACAGUCAAAAACAUUUGAAAAGGUUCUUCUAAAUGAAGAUCAAGUAAUCGACAACAAGUGGAAGCUUUGUUUCGUUCGGCGCACCUUAUUUGAGUCAGACGAUUAUGAACGUGUAAAAAGGAAGUUACCGAGGGCCGAAUAUACUUCUGAUCUACAAAGUAGUGAGGCUGAGGUUGGAAGUCAAGGUGAUGCAGACCAAGAUAAAUUUCAAAAAAGGAAACGUGCACCUUCUCGUAGACUACUUUCAAGUAGUAGUGACGAAGAACAAACUUCAAAGUUUCCUCGGCCACCUACUCUUAACUUAAACAAACAAAUAGUAAGACAUGUACCAUCUCCAAGGCAAUUAGAGAUCUGCGAACCUGUUCCUGAUCUGAGUAGUGAACAAUCCAUAGCUUCCACGUCACAAUCUUCACACAAUGACAACAAUACAACUCUAGCUUCUUGUUUAUGUAGCUCUUCAAAAAAAAUUAGUCAAUGAUAUUAUUUUUAUCAAAGAACAAAACAAAUUAAUAAUAGAAUUGCUGCGACAGCAAAAAUUGACCCAAGAGAAAAUCCAAUUUGAAAAUGCUCUACCGGCAAAUUUUCCUGUAAAGUUGCCGGUCAAUGCUGAACAAGAAAUUCAGCUAUUGGAACAGUAUUUGACAAUACAGGACAAUUACGAUUUACUGCGUUGCCAUUUAUCUACAUUUGGUGGAAAAAAUAUUAAUGACACCACUUCUAAUAUAUUAAAGAGAGUCAUAAACGAUAGUGUGGCAUGUAGUUACAAUUAUCUGGGCACUAGGUCUAAUAAAAAGCCAUUUUCUCAACUAUCUUUAAAAAAGGUCGUUGUUGAUGCAGUAAAAGCAAAGCAACCACAGGCUGUUGAGUGUGACAUCGAACAAGUAAUAAAGGGGUGGUUGAAGCAUGCACCCCAACGUUGCAAGCUUAAAAAAAGUAAGGAUACUGUUGAAUCUAACACUUAAGCUGUAUUUUUUAACCUCAUCAAGUACCUAUGUAAAAAUCGUACCUUAAGAUUUACAUUUAGUUUAAUUUAUACUUAAUAAUGUUAAAACGACGUAAAGGUAGUGUUGGAAAAAGGCAGAUGUAUAGGCGAAUUGCAAACGAAUUUAAGGUAGCCCUGCUGACAGAUAGUACUUCAGUACAACAAAGUCUUUCAAAAGUACAAAAUAAACUGAAUUCUUCCGAUUGUCAGAGAGAUCAGGAACAUUUGUCUGUAACAACUGAUUUUGAUCUCUCAAGUUCACCUAUCGAACACAGUUCACUUAUGUGCGAACUUCAAGAGAACAGUGAUUUAGGGAUCAACAGUUCCAAUAACAUUGACUUUGUUACUACAAACGGUUUAUUGGAUGAUCAAAAUACUUUCCAAACUCAAAUUAUAGAGGAUAAUAUGCAAAGUAAUAAUGACAAUAGAGAUUCCUGUUCAAUGCAUUCUAAUGUUGAUUCUAAUAAUAUAAAUUCAAAGUUAAGACUGUGGGCUACUCAACAUCAUAUAACACACUCUGCAAUAAACGAUCUUUUAAAAAUUUUAGCUCCACACCAUAGUGAAUUACCACUUUGUAGUAAAACUCUAUUAGCUACCCCCUUAAGAACAACUACCACUAGGAAUUUUGUAAAUGGUGAAUACUGUCACUUGGGGUUAGUUGAAGGCUUGAAAAAACAAAUUGUGAAACAUAAUUGCCAUAAUUUAAUACCAACUUCUUUGGCAUUAAAUUUUAACAUUGACGGAAUACCUUUAUUUAAGAGUAAUCGCAUGCAAUUGUGGCCUAUACUAUGUAGUAUCUUUAAAUUUGAAAAUGACCCCUUUGCUGUGGGAAUAUUUGCAGGUAGUUCAAAACCCACUCCUAUUGAAGAAUACUUGGAAAAUUUUGUCAGUGAAUUAAAGGACCUGUUAGAGAGGGGAUUUACUUUUAACAAAAUUCAUUACACAGUUACAGUUCGGUCUAUAGUUUGUGAUGCGCCAGCUAGAGCUUUUUUAAAAUGCAUCAAGUCCCAUAGUGGGUAUUCAUCUUGUGACAAAUGUACGGUUGCAGGUGACUAUUAUAAUGGUAGAGUAAUAUUAAAAGAGCUUGAUUGUCCAAAGCGUACUGAUGAAUCUUUUUGCAAUAAAGUGGAUGAGGAUCACCAUACAGGUGAUUCGCCUCUGUUAAAGUUGAAUAUUGGUAUGGUGACCGCAUUCCCUACUGAUUAUAUGCAUUGUGUGUGCUUAGGGGUUGUAAGAAAGUUGUUGAAUACAUGGAUAAGUGGUGACUUACGUGUUCGAUUGAGUAAUCGUACUGUUUCUGAAUUGUCGCAGCGGUUAGUUUCAUUAGCAAAAUGUAUUCCUGUAGAAAUAAAACGUAAACCUAGGUCACUAUCAGAGCUUUCUUACUGGAAAGCGACAGAAUUUCGUUCAUUUGUUUUAUACAUUGGCCCAAUUGUUCUUAAAAAUAAAAUUGAUAUUGCAAUUUAUGAUCAUUUUUUACUUUUGCAUUGUGCUAUGCAAAUUUUACUAUGUGCAGAUUAUAUCAAACAAUUUGGACUAAGUUUUCCGCGAACUUUUUUAUAUCACUUUGUUAAACACUGCAAAAGAAUUUACACUCUUCAGUUUUAUAUUUAUAAUAUCCACUCUCUUUUACAUAUAACAGAUGAUGCAGAAAGAUUUGGAGAUUUAAAUUCAAUUUCGUCCUUUCCUUAUGAAAAUUAUUUAGGAAAGUUAAAAGCUUUAGUACGAUCUGCUAAUAAACCUUUACAGCAAAUUCAAAGACGACUACAUGAAAUGUUCACAAUUCCAAGUUCCCUGAAAAAGGAUAUCCAAUGUCAUAUGGAACAUCAGUUAGGACCAAUUUUAAAUAUUAAUUUUGAAAAACAGUACAAAAAAAUUCAAAUCAAUGAUUUCACACUUUCAAUUAAAUCACAUUGUUCAGCAGAUUCUUAUUUCAUAACUAAAAACGGACUUGUAGUUGAAAUUUGUAAUUUCUUAUACAACCCCAACUCAAACAUUACAAUUCUCGGAAAAGAAUAUAAAUGUUACCAAUCAUUUUAUAGCUACCCUAUUGAUUCUAAAUUACUAAAUAUAUUUGAAAUUAGUGAUAAAUCUGAGUUAAUGUCAACAUACAGUAUUAAUGAUAUUCUUGGCAAAUGUACUUUGCUUAUUUCAGGGAGUUCUCAAAUAGCACUACCUUUGCUUCAUACUUUGUAACUUUGUUAAUGUAAGAAUGUUAUUGUUUCUGUUUUAUGUAGGUUUCAUGCAAUGUAACUAUAGGUACUCGACAUUUGAAUAAAUUGAUAUUA
Molecule: messenger RNA, 3858 nt
Organism: Photinus pyralis (common eastern firefly)
Lineage: Eukaryota; Metazoa; Arthropoda; Insecta; Coleoptera; Lampyridae
Exons: 6
Coding region: 1631-3766 (711 amino acids)
Source: RefSeq, a predicted model, not a curated record